CUAUUUUUAUCACCUUUGCAACGGAUGCUCCCUCGCCUUAUUUCCCUCUCUUCAAUACUAGUCCACAUCCAAAUCUCAAAGCGUAGUCUCCAUCCCUAAAACAUAAUAUUUAUGCAUAAAGUUUAUUCAAAGAUUUCAGCUUUAAGGUAUAUAUUCAAGAAAAUUGCGUGUUCUCUGUGAGAAGUUUUCAGAAGAAUAAAAUUUAGGAGUUUUUAAGAAAAGAAAGCAAAUGGGAGUUUGCACUUCCAAACCCAAAUCCACCAAUUUCCACUCAUCAGAUGAAAUCAAGUCCACAGCUAAUGCACGGGAUAAGGAUAAUACUAUUUCUGGGAGUUUUGAGGAGAAAAAGGGGGAUUCAGAGGUAGGUAAGAAAUCUCCAUUUUUUCCAUUUUACAGCCCCAGUCCGGCGCAUUAUUUAUUCUCGAAGAAGUCUCCGGCUAGAUCUCCAGCUAGUGGCACGCCGAGGAGAUUUUUCAAGAAGCCGUUCCCACCUCCCUCUCCGGCGAAGCACAUUAGGGCUGUGCUCGCAAGGCGGCAUGGGUCGGUGAAGCCAAAUGAGGCAGCGAUACCGGAGGGGAAGGAGGUGGCAGAGGCGGGACUGGAUAAGAAUUUCGGGUUUUCAAAGAAUUUAAACAAUAAGUACGAGAUGGGAGAGGAGGUGGGGAGAGGGCAUUUUGGGUAUACUUGUAGAGCAAAGUUCAAGAAGGGAGAGCUUAAAGGACAGGAGGUUGCUAUCAAGGUCAUUCCAAAAGCAAAGAUGACCACUGCUAUAGCCAUUGAAGAUGUAAGAAAGGAGGUGAAAAUAUUGAGAGCUUUGACAGGACAUAGCAAUCUUGUUCAUUUUUAUGAUGCAUAUGAAGACCAUGAAAAUGUCUACAUAGUGAUGGAAUUAUGUGAAGGAGGGGAGCUCCUGGAUAGAAUUCUAUCAAGGGGUGGAAAAUACAGUGAAGAUGAUGCGAAGACUGUGGUGACACAAAUAUUAAAUGUUGUUGCAUUCUGCCAUCUUCAGGGAGUGGUACACCGGGAUCUUAAACCAGAGAAUUUCUUGUUUACAUCAAAGGAAGAAAACUCACAACUGAAGGCCAUAGAUUUUGGAUUAUCAGAUUUUGUGAAGCCAGACGAAAGACUCAAUGACAUUGUUGGCAGUGCAUAUUAUGUUGCACCUGAAGUUCUACACAGAGCAUACAGCACUGAGGCUGAUGUUUGGAGUAUAGGUGUCAUAGCAUAUAUACUAUUGUGCGGAAGUCGCCCAUUUUGGGCUCGGACAGAGUCUGGGAUCUUUCGUGCUGUUAUAAAAGCUGAACCAACUUACGAAGAACAACCUUGGCCUACAUUGUCUUCCGACGCCAAAGAUUUUAUCAAACGUCUACUGAGUAAGGAUCCAAGGAAAAGAAUGACUGCAGCUCAAGCUAUGUGUCAUCCAUGGAUCAAAAAUAGUAAUGAUGUUAAAGUGCCUUUGGAUAUAUUAAUAUUCAAACUCAUGAAAACAUAUAUACGAUCAUCACCCCUCCGGAAAGCUGCUUUACGGUCUCUAUCAAAAACAUUGACCGUAGAUCAACUAUUCUACCUGAAGGAGCAAUUUGCGCUACUGGAACCAAGCAAAAAUGACACCAUAAGCAUAGAAAAUAUCAAAGAGGCCUUUACUAAAAGUGCAACUGAUGCCAUGAAGGAAUCGUGCAUAUAUGAUUUUAUCUCUUCACUCAAUGUACUUCAGUACCGAAGGAUGGAUUUCGAGGAAUUCUGUGCUGCUGCAUUAAGUGUGUACCAACUCGAAGCUCUCGAUAGAUGGGAGCAACACGCACGCUGUGCCUAUGAACUCUUUGAGAAGGAUGGAAACCGGACUAUAAUGAUUGAGGAAUUGGCUUCGGAACUUGGCCUUGGCCCUUCUGUUCCUGUUCAUUCUGUUCUUCAUGACUGGAUUAGACACACUGAUGGAAAACUUAGUUUCCUUGGAUUCAUCAAGUUGUUGCAUGUUGUUUCCAGCCGGUCUCUCAUGAAACUUCAAUGACACUUUUGGGUAUGCUUCUAGACCCGAUUUUACCUAUCCCCUAGUUCAGAUCAGAAUCGUUUUCUCCUGGCAAAAUAUGGCUAACUUCAUCUUUUGGGCUGGUAUUAGUCCAAGCGAGAGACUUCAAGCCACUCUUACUGAUUUUGGAGGAUUGGAGUCAGAAUCCCUGUAUUUUCAAUAAUUACAUGAGUUUAUGUGUCCUGUGUAAAGCUGUAGUUAGUAUUUUUAUUUUGAUUGCAGGUGAGAAUAUUUCUCAGCUGUUUUAACAUACGUUUGUAUCUUCUCUUGUUCUGCAUAUACCUUCCAAUCAAAUUAUAUUUCUUCUUUUUUUA
This is a messenger RNA of Olea europaea var. sylvestris, 2340 nucleotides long. RefSeq names its product CDPK-related kinase 5-like. Lineage: Eukaryota; Viridiplantae; Streptophyta; Magnoliopsida; Lamiales; Oleaceae. Gene Ontology annotation, biological process: peptidyl-serine phosphorylation; intracellular signal transduction; protein autophosphorylation. The record is from RefSeq and is a predicted model, not a curated record. Gene Ontology annotation, cellular component: cytoplasm; nucleus. The transcript is spliced from 11 exons. Gene Ontology annotation, molecular function: calmodulin binding; ATP binding; calcium/calmodulin-dependent protein kinase activity. The coding region runs from base 230 to 2008 and encodes 592 amino acids.